UUCUUUCUUCUUCUUCUUCUUCUUCGUUGUGUGGUUUGGAUUCAUCGCACAUAUAAAGUAAGGAAAGAGGAAACCGGCGGCCGCGAGGGUUGGAGGCGAGAAGCGAUGAGAACCGUGCUGGUCGAGCUGGAGGAAGUCCUGCGGUCCAAAUCCGAGAGGGAGAAGAUAACGCCGUCAGAGGAGCUGGUCCUCCAGACCUGCAAGUCGAAGUCAAUCCGCGAUUUCACCGUCGGGUUCUUGGUUUCAUCAGCCGCUGUAUGGACUGGAAAAAACAUGAAGUAUGUUGCAAGAUUGUAUAGAAGAUGGAGAGAGAUUUGCUGACAACUAGGAGACUUACACGAGCACUGAGGUUUAACUUGUCCCUAGGUUCUGGCACUUUUUUGGGGAUGUGGGGGUUUGACAGGUCCUUGAGUUCAUGCAUUGACCGAAUGAUGCAGCUUGAAGGAAGCCGGAUCCAGAGAGAGUUGGCAAACAUAAUAUUGGCAAAGCAUGCAAAUGAGGCGUCAAGUGUGAAGCUUGUAAGCAAGCACUUCUUCCCGGAGCAAGUAUUCAGCGACUUGAAUCCAGAUGAGUCUAUUUUUAGGUGGCGAUUACGUAAUCUCUACAUAGAUAGCACUGCUUCUCAGGGGACACAGAGAAUCGAAGACGGUGGCGAUCAUGAUAUCCAGCCAAACCAAUCUACUUUUCAGGGUAGCCACGUUGGAGAUAUGACUGCAUAUCCUUUAGACUGUGUGUUUGGUUACCCUGAUGGUAACAGCGAGAUGAUGCAAUCGGACGACACUGGUGUGCCACCUAGGAGACGGUUGCGUGCCCACAGAAAGGCUAAUCGUCGUCAUCGUACUCGCUGUUCUGAAGAAAGCUCUGAGAGUAACACAAGUUAUGGGCGAUGAUGACAAUUGUGGAGCUAAGCUUCGGUCACAAGGGGAUGUGAUUUUCUGGACCAGGAGCAAUGCCCGUCGUGCCGCUUCGCCGGCUGAAUCAGUUCGUGGUCUCAUGUUCUGGUAUCGACCUCGAACUGAUGCGCCAGAGCUCUAACGCCGGAUAGGUCGUAUCCCUCGCCUUGCCAGUUCGUCGUUUUAACGCUAUUAAAUAUUCGUCCCAGUUAUUUAAGUGCAACUUAAGCUUUUCAUGUUUGUGAUUUCAUUGAAUUUUUUUUACCCAAUACGCUGCAUCGCCCACCAGAACAAAAUAAAGAUGUGCUCGAUGCUCUCUGUUGUUAUGGUCUAACAAUCAAAAGAGAAAUGAUCUGAUGGUGAUUUUUGUGGA
Molecule: messenger RNA, 1266 nt
Organism: Musa acuminata AAA Group (dessert banana)
Lineage: Eukaryota; Viridiplantae; Streptophyta; Magnoliopsida; Zingiberales; Musaceae
Exons: 7
Coding region: 303-890 (195 amino acids)
Source: RefSeq, a predicted model, not a curated record